GCGUGGGUUUCAGCUCGCUUUUCUCUGCCAUUGAAACCAUUCUCAAAUCUCAGUCCCAAGUUCACAGAGGACGAGAAAUACCAUUUUCCAGCAAUGGCUGCGAUCUUAGCUCGCAAAUCUCUUCUCGCUCUUCGCGCUCGUCACCUGGCUGUUCCAACACAAACGUUGCAAGGCUCGCACCAUUAUGGAUUGCAAUUGGGUGCACACUCUUAUUCCACCAAACAAGAGGAUGAAGAAAGAGAGCAGCUUGCAAAGGAGAUUUCAAGGGAUUGGAGUUCUGUGUUUGAGCGAAGCAUAAAUACACUCUUCCGGGGUAUGAGUCUGACUCUCAAGUACUUCUUUGAGAAAAAAGUUACGAUCAAUUAUCCUUUUGAGAAGGGCCCUUUGAGCCCUCGUUUUCGUGGUGAGCAUGCCCUACGGCGAUAUCCAACUGGAGAGGAGCGUUGCAUUGCAUGCAAACUCUGCGAAGCUAUAUGUCCGGCACAAGCAAUCACAAUUGAGGCUGAGGAACGAGAAGAUGGUAGCCGUAGGACUACUAGGUAUGACAUUGACAUGACAAAGUGCAUCUACUGUGGCUUCUGUCAAGAGGCAUGCCCCGUUGACGCCAUUGUUGAAGGACCAAACUUCGAAUUUGCAACUGAGACUCAUGAGGAGCUUUUGUAUGACAAAGAAAAGCUUCUUGAGAAUGGAGACCGUUGGGAAACUGAGAUUGCAGAGAACCUCAGAUCCGAGAGCCUCUACCGCUGAUUUUCCUUCUUAUGGUUUUGUUCUGGUCUAUAAAAUAUGCAUUUUCGCAACUCUGUCUUUGAUUAUGUGGCAAUAAUCUGAUCUGUUUGAAAACUUACAGAUAUUUCUGUAUUGUUUUCCUAAUCUCAGUUGUUCAGUUCCAAGCGAAUGAAUUCCAGAUGAAAAGGGUUUCUUUUGUAAAAGUUUCAGCACAAUUGAGAUCCUUUUUUUCUUCUGAUGAGCAUGACAAUGAAAGCAAUCAAAAGAAAAUUCAUUGUACUUAGUGGUGAAUUUCUUAGUGAACUAAAGAAUUGAAACAAUUUUCUUUAUCUUCUA
Morus notabilis is the source of this 1062-nucleotide messenger RNA. Its product is annotated as NADH dehydrogenase [ubiquinone] iron-sulfur protein 8-B, mitochondrial. NCBI's taxonomy places the organism in Eukaryota, Viridiplantae, Streptophyta, Magnoliopsida, Rosales, Moraceae. Gene Ontology annotation, molecular function: 4 iron, 4 sulfur cluster binding; NADH dehydrogenase activity. The record is from RefSeq and is a predicted model, not a curated record. Gene Ontology annotation, cellular component: membrane. Gene Ontology annotation, biological process: mitochondrial respiratory chain complex I assembly; mitochondrial electron transport, NADH to ubiquinone.